This is a messenger RNA of Arabidopsis lyrata subsp. lyrata, 1905 nucleotides long. Its product is annotated as glycerol-3-phosphate acyltransferase 5. The record is from RefSeq and is a predicted model, not a curated record. NCBI's taxonomy places the organism in Eukaryota, Viridiplantae, Streptophyta, Magnoliopsida, Brassicales, Brassicaceae. Gene Ontology annotation, molecular function: glycerol-3-phosphate 2-O-acyltransferase activity; phosphatase activity. Gene Ontology annotation, biological process: cutin biosynthetic process. Gene Ontology annotation, cellular component: membrane. The coding region runs from base 232 to 1740 and encodes 502 amino acids. The transcript has 2 exons.
CUUCACACAGUCUAUAUAUAUAAUAUAUUGACUCGUGUAUUUUUCAACAAAAAAAAAAAUCAUGUAUACAAUUACGGUAGGUGCAAUAUUGAUAAACUGCCAUUCCCAUUGCAUUAGACGCUAGUCAAUCCAAACCUUAUAACAUAAAACGUUAUAGUACAUUUUUCUUUCAUAUCCAAUCGAGUCAAAAUUAUUAUUCGAUCAAAAAAAAAUACCAAAAAAACAAAAGCAAUGGUUAUGGAGCAAGCUGGAACGACACCGUAUUCGGUCGUGUCAGAGUUUGAAGGAACAAUACUGAAGAACGCAGAUUCAUUCUCCUACUUCAUGCUCGUAGCCUUCGAAGCAUCUGGUCUAAUUCGUUUCGCUAUCUUGUUGUUUCUAUGGCCCAUAAUCACACUCCUUGACGUUUUCAGCUACAAAAACGCCGCUCUCAAGCUCAUGAUUUUUGUAGCCACUGUUGGUUUACGUGAACCAGAGAUCGAAUCGGUGGCUAGAGCCGUCCUGCCAAAGUUCUACAUGGAUGACGUAAGCAUGGACACGUGGAGGGUUUUUAGCUCGUGUAAAAAGAGGGUCGUGGUGACAAGAAUGCCUCGGGUUAUGGUGGAGAGGUUUGCUAAGGACCAUCUUAGAGCCGAUGAGGUUAUCGGUACGGAACUGAUUGUGAACCGGUUCGGUUUUGUCACCGGUUUGAUACGUGAAACCGAUGUUGAUCAGUCUGCUUUGAACCGUGUCGCUAAUUUGUUUGUUGGUCAGAGGCCUCAACUAGGUCUUGGAAGACCGGCUGUGACCGCUUCUACAACUUUCUUAUCGUUAUGUGAGGAGCAUAUUCCUGCACCAAUCCCGGAGAACUACAACCACGGUAACCAACAACUUCAGCUACGUCCACUUCCGGUGAUAUUUCACGACGGACGACUAGUGAAGCGGCCAACGCCAGCCACCGCUCUCCUCAUCCUCCUUUGGAUCCCACUUGGGAUCAUACUAGCCGUGAUCCGGAUCUUUCUUGGAGCCAUCCUCCCAUUGUGGGCCACACCUUACGUCUCUCAGAUAUUUGGCGGCCAUAUCAUCGUCAAAGGCAAGCCUCCUCAGCCACCGGCUGCUGGAAAAUCCGGCGUGCUCUUUGUGUGUACUCAUAGAACCCUAAUGGACCCGGUGGUAUUAUCCUAUGUGCUCGGACGUAGCAUCCCAGCCGUUACUUACUCGAUUUCGCGGUUAUCAGAGAUCUUAUCUCCCAUUCCAACCGUCCGAUUGACAAGAAUCCGAGAUGUAGACGCGGCUAAGAUCAAACAACAGCUGUCCAAAGGAGAUCUAGUGGUCUGUCCUGAGGGAACCACUUGUCGUGAACCGUUUUUGUUAAGAUUCAGCGCACUUUUCGCCGAGUUAACGGAUAGGAUUGUUCCGGUUGCGAUGAAUUACAGAGUUGGAUUCUUCCACGCGACCACAGCGAGAGGCUGGAAAGGUUUAGACCCGAUUUUCUUCUUCAUGAACCCAAGACCGGUUUACGAGGUUACGUUCUUGAAUCAGCUUCCUAUGGAGGCAACAUGUUCGUCCGGGAAGAGCCCGCAUGACGUGGCAAACUAUGUUCAGAGAAUCUUGGCAGCUACGUUAGGGUUUGAGUGCACCAACUUCACAAGAAAAGACAAGUAUAGGGUUCUCGCUGGAAACGAUGGAACGGUGUCGUAUUUGUCGUUGAUUGACCAAUUGAAGAAGGUGGUGGGCACUUUUGAGCCUUUUCUCCAUUGAAUUACUCCAGUUAUCGAUCAUCCGAUGAUUUUCUCUUUGUUUUAAUAUAUUAGAUCAGUAGUUUCCCAUCUGUUUGCAAUUUCUUUCUCUUGAUUAAUUUUUGCUUGUGAAAAAGUUUGGGUUGAUUUUUUUAUAUGGUCUAUAAUUAUUGUAUUCUUGUUUGAA